Messenger RNA from Grus americana (Whooping crane), 2162 nucleotides. It is a transcript of the gene SNCG, whose product is annotated as synuclein gamma. The transcript is spliced from 9 exons. Gene Ontology annotation, biological process: synapse organization; chemical synaptic transmission; synaptic vesicle endocytosis. Gene Ontology annotation, molecular function: cuprous ion binding. Gene Ontology annotation, cellular component: neuronal cell body; axon terminus; cytoplasm. Bases 939 to 1793 code for a protein of 284 amino acids. NCBI's taxonomy places the organism in Eukaryota, Metazoa, Chordata, Aves, Gruiformes, Gruidae. The record is from RefSeq and is a predicted model, not a curated record.
CGGCAAUAUUCUUUAACUGGAAAGUUGGAAGAAGGAAGGGGAAAAAAAAAAAAAAAAAAAAGAGAGAUUUGUAACAAAGAGCGGAAAAAGCUUUCGACCCUCCCAGCUACUGUGGAAACGUCCGUGGCUAUUGAACAAUGGUGAUGCAUUCUGGCGUUUUUAAGAAUAAAAUGAGGGAGAAAGAUGCUCCACUACAAAAGAGUCAUUCCCCAUCUGGCCCUUUCAGGCUGAUAACUUGUGGCAACAGUGGCUUAUGGACCGCUUCAUGAUGUUACGAUGUGCUACCCUCCCAUAACGCAGUUAAACUUCUGAAUUUCAUGUUCUGUUUGCAUGCGAGGCCUUGAGGCUGGAUGGAUCCUCUACGCAAACUGUAAGAUCUCCCCAGUCAGUUCUCCACUGGAUGAUUUUCUCUCCCCGCUGUGCUCUGUGGCACAGACCUCCGACGUGAGUGAUGGUGUCAGUGUAAAACAUCAUCUCACUCUGCAGCGGCCGAGCAGAGCUCUGUCUACAGCAACUUGGAGAAACAAAUAGGAAACAGGAUUUCCCCCAACAGGUAUCUGAUUUUUCAGAAAUGAGCUGUUGUAACGGGAUGUACAGCCAAGCAAAAACCAUAAUUUACACUAAAUGCCUUCAGAAAUUACAAACAUGGCAAGUGGGACUUCCAGCUCCCUUCACUUGAGCACCAAGCUUUAGCUGGUUCCCCUUUUCUCUCAGUAUUUACUAGAAAUAACGUUCUUGUUACCGUUUUGUGCAGGGUGGAUUCUGGUAACUGCCAGACCAAGAAACCUGACCCUGUUUGUUUGCUACAAACGCUACCAGCUUUACAUGCUCUCCACCCUCUGGGAACCCAGGAGAGCUUGUGUUUGCCUCCUGCUGCAGCCUCAGGGAGAUGCCCUUUCAGGAACUCAGCUCUUCAGAUAAAAAGUCUCCCUCCUCACAUGAGAGCAUCCUUGAGUGAGAGCAUUGCAGCAUAUUUUAAAAGCUUUAUCUGUCUGGAAAUUUUCCAGAUGGUCCCUUACCCACUGAUGUCCUCCUCCUCCUCCUCUCCCCCUCCCUUCUUAAAUCUUCCCAAGCAGAUCCAUAUCAUUAAUAUUUCAGCAUCAGCUGUUCGCAGGCAUUGGCUACACUGCAGCGCACUUCAUCAACAAGAGACAGCAAGGGCUGCGAGGUUUGCCACACUGCCUUCAUCCACCGGAGGAGUAAGAGCGAAGGCAGAGACUGGCAGAGAAACCGAGCAUCCGCCGAGGGUCAGGCUGCAUAUUGCAGUCCCGGGCUUGAGGUGCUUUUUGCUGCUGUCCCUCACUCAGAUCGUCCAGGUAAUACCCUCGCAAGCAACAAGGAUGGAUGUCUUUAAGAAAGGUUUCUCUAUUGCUAAAGAAGGUGUGGUGGCUGCUGCAGAAAAGACCAAGCAGGGAGUGACAGAGGCUGCAGAGAAGACUAAAGAAGGGGUGAUGUAUGUGGGUACCAAAACCAAGGAAGGCGUAGUGCAAAGUGUGACCUCAGGUUUAUUAAAUCAAACAGAAGUUACCCGGAGAGAGGUCAUACACAGUCUGCAAGUUGCUGAGAAGACCAAAGAGCAGGCCAAUGUGGUGGGAGAAGCAGUAGUAGCCAGCGUGAACACAGUGGCAAACAAGACUGUAGAAGGAGCAGAGACCAUCGUGGCCACUACAGGAGUUGUAAAAAAGGAGGACCUGGCAGCACCGCAGCCGCCCGAGCAGCCGGGGGUGGCGGGAGAGGGGGCCCUGGCAGCAAGCACAGGCGGCGGCGGAGAGGGUGAAAAUGAAGGCAACUAAUCAACUUAGGGACUUCUAGCUCAAGAGAGAGCAUUCCAAGAGCGUACAUGGAACUAUUAGCUGACACUACAACAGGAAAAUCCCGCUCUCCAUAGACUAACUACAUUCAGCUCUGUAGUCUUUCACUUGCCUCAUAAACCAAUCGUGCAAUAUAUGUAAGCCAGACCCCUCUGAUUGUAAGUAAAGUGCAGCCGCGUACCGGGGUGCGCGUCUCCCUCCCCACCUCCCUUCUGGCUUCCUGACCCGCUCGCUUUGCGUGUUCUGGUCGGACUCACUGAGCUGUGUCUUGCGUCCAUCUGCACUGGCACUUGGGAUCUCUAGGUAUCAUGGAAAUAUUCUUUUUUUUUUUUUAACUAAUAAAAAAAGUGU